Messenger RNA from Aspergillus melleus, 588 nucleotides. RefSeq lists its product as uncharacterized. Lineage: Eukaryota; Fungi; Ascomycota; Eurotiomycetes; Eurotiales; Aspergillaceae. The record is from RefSeq and is a predicted model, not a curated record. Bases 1 to 588 code for a protein of 195 amino acids. The transcript has a single exon.
AUGUCCCGGUCUUCCGAGACCUCCUUCUCCGGCCCUGCCGUGAUGCGUCAAUCCUCUCGCCCCAACUCUCGUCUCCCUCCUCUCGCACAUCGCUCUUCUUCGCCGCUAUCAUGCCGCAUGGUCCUUCUAUCCCGCGACAAACUUGAACGGGAAACCUCCGCCCGCAGCCCCGAUCUCCGACGCUGCCUGGCCCACGAUCGAGUCCUCCGCCGAUCGGUCGAGAUCGCACAAAAUGACAUGAAGAAGGCGAUUGCGGCACUGCAAGUCGACGACAGUGACAGUGAGGAGGAGUUCGAUCCUGGCGCCGAAACUGCCCCUGUGACAAUCAUCCGCGACCAGAUUGCCAAUGUUGUGAAGUCGAUGGUUCGACGACGAUCGCCGGAGCGCUCUUCCUCCUCUUCUGAGAAAAUUCGCUCAAAGCCCGAGCUGGUUCGUGUGUCGUCCAACAGCAGCAGCAAAUCCUCCAGCUCGACUAUCACAAUCAGCAAGGCCCCUUCAUUCUCUUCCGUGUCGCGCAGAUAUGCUGCGCGCCUGGGACUCGGCCGUCGAUUGUGUGCGCCUUCGCCUGUUCAGCCGAUGGUAGGCUGA